This is a messenger RNA of Phascolarctos cinereus (koala), 3230 nucleotides long. The record is from RefSeq and is a predicted model, not a curated record. Lineage: Eukaryota; Metazoa; Chordata; Mammalia; Diprotodontia; Phascolarctidae.
GGUGAGAGCAACAAAGCGUCCGCUCCGUCGCUGCCCGUCUGUCCUGACUAGCUCCCCCACCCCUCACUCCCUUCCCGUUCUCCUUCGCGCUUCUUUGCUUCCCCCCCACCCCUUUCCUUCAGUCCGCCAGUCGAGCUCUGAUCUUAAGCCGGCAGCAAACCCUCUAGAAAGCCCCCCGGUGUCAUCCUGAGAACUGCAGCCACUAUGAUGCAAAAGAAGACUGUGAUGAUGGUGGUGAUGAUGGUGGUGAUCAUUGCCCGGGUGUGAUGUGAUUGUCAUGGUGGGGACGGUGAUUUCGAGGCGGUGAGAGCUAGAGUGAGCGAGCGAGCGGGAGCAGAAGGAACGGUUGAUUCGCUUGUAGCUGCUGUGUGGGUUCGGAUUCUCCCCCAACCCCCACCCCGCCCCCCUCCUGACUCCAUCCUCUCCCCCACCACUGGAAGUCCUUCCGAAUCUAAAUGGAAUUAGUGGAGAUCGGAGUCCCUGGCGUAAGGAACAGACAUGAUCUAUGGACGCAGUUUGUUUCACAUUGCAGCAAGUCUGAUCAUCCUACAUUCAUCUGGGGCUACCAAAAAGGGAGUAGAAAAGCAAACCACUUCAGAAGCACAGAAAUCAGUGCAGUGUGGAAAUUGGACAAAGCAUGCCAAUGGAGGUAUCUUCACUUCUCCCAAUUACCCCAGCAAGUAUCCUCCAGACAGAGAGUGCAUCUACAUAAUAGAAGCUGCCCCCAGACAAUGUAUUGAACUUUACUUUGAUGAAAAGUACUCUAUCGAGCCCUCUUGGGAGUGUAAAUUUGAUCAUAUUGAAGUGAGAGAUGGACCUUUUGGCUUUUCUCCAAUCAUUGGACGUUUCUGUGGACAGCAAAAUCCACCUGUAAUAAAAUCCAGUGGCAGGUUUUUAUGGAUUAAAUUUUUUGCUGAUGGAGAGCUGGAAUCUAUGGGAUUUUCAGCUAGAUACAACUUCACAACUGAUCCUGACUUUAAGGACCUUGGAGUUUUGAAACCAUUACCAGUGUGUGAGUUUGAAAUGGGCGGACCUGAAGGAAUUGUGGAAUCUGUACAAAUUAUGAAGGAAGGAAAAGCUUCUGCCACUGAGGCAGUUGACUGUAAAUGGUACAUUCGAGCCCCACCACGAUCCAAGAUUUAUUUACGAUUCUUGGACUAUGAGAUGCAAAAUUCAAAUGAAUGCAAAAGGAAUUUUGUGGCCGUCUAUGAUGGGAGCAGCUCGGUAGAGGAUUUGAAAGCUAAGUUUUGUAGUACUGUGGCUAAUGAUGUGAUGCUGCGCACAGGUUUGGGGGUAAUCCGAAUGUGGGCAGAUGAGGGCAGUCGAAACAGUAGAUUCCAGAUGCUCUUCACGUCUUUCCAAGAACCUCCAUGUGAAGGAAACACAUUUUUCUGCCAUAGUAAUAUGUGCAUUAAUAACACAUUGGUCUGCAAUGGACUCCAGAACUGUGUGUAUCCUUGGGAUGAAAAUCACUGUAAAGAAAAAAGAAAGACUAACCUACUGGACCAGCUUACCAAUACCAGUGGGACUGUCAUUGGGGUGACUUCCUGUAUUGUGAUCAUCCUUAUUAUUAUUUCUGUCAUCGUACAGAUCAAACAGCCUCGUAAAAAAUUUGUCCAAAGGAAAGCAGAAUUUGACCAGACAGUAUUCCAGGAGGUAUUUGAGCCUCCUCAUUAUGAGUUAUGCACUCUUAGAGGGACAGGGGCUACAGCUGACUUUGCAGAUGUGGCUGAUGACUUUGAAAAUUACCAUAAACUGAGGAGGUCAUCUUCUAAAUGCAUUCAUGACCAUCACUGUGGAUCACAACUGUCUAGCACUAAAGGCAGCCGUAGUAACCUCAGCACAAGAGAUGCUCCUCUCUUGGCAGAAAUGCCACCCCAACCAGUCAAGCCCCUCAUCCCACCCAUGAACAGAAGAAAUAUUCUUGUCAUGAAGCAUAACUACUCACAAGAUGCUGCAGAGGCAUGUGACAUAGAUGAAAUUGAAGAGGUGCCCACUACGAGUCACAGGCUGUCCAGACAUGAUAAAUCUGUCCAGCGAGAAGAACUAUUUAUACAAACAUGGGGACUGUGAAAAGAAAAUUCUGUAGUGAAUUGCGAAAAGUGGACAUGUUUCUAAAUUCAUUCCACUGCCUUUAUCCAAACCUAAGAAUUACAGACAUUUGUUAUUCCUUCGGCAAGACAUCCCGCCUGCACAAUGAUAUGUUUAUUUUGUAAUUUGGUUGCUGGCCACCAAGUGCUCCUUAGUUUUUAAAUACAUUUUGAGAUUUACUGGAAACUUGAAGAAGAAAUUAGUUCCUGAUUAAGACUUUCCCUGCUUUGUUUUUCUUGUCAGUUUUAUUUCCUUCUAUGUUGUUUUCUGUCUUUGUUAAAUACUUGUAUAUGGUGUGAUAAAUGGAAAACAAAAUGAUUUAAAUGAAUCUUGUGUUGUAUGUACAUUGUUUUCAUUAUAUAGACUGCUUGAACAUAGUACAUCCCUGAGUGAUUUUGAACAUGCUACAGUGAAAUGUGAAAAUAUCGACCAUGGAAACACCAGCUAGAGGUUUUAUGGACUUUAACCAGCUAUUCUUAUAUCAUGAUCAAAUGCAACAAAAAAGUAUUGAGUUAAAUUAUUAGAUUGCAAUAAGAAAAAAAAAGAAAACCAACUCUGGUUUGUUUUGUCAUUCCCUACCUCGACUUCCCAGUUCUUCAAUUUCUUUUUUUUUUAAUACAAAAGUAGAUUCUAAUUUUCAGGAACAGUUUGUUGAAAUCAGGUAUUUAGCCAUUUGUACACAAGUUAAUAAAAAAAAGUUUGUUGGAUAAGCACCUAGCAAAAUGGCUGAAUUGACAGUUUGAGAAAGUACUUUGCAUGUCUGUACUGGAUAUUUGAUUUGGUAAAUAAUCCCUUUUAUCUGAUACAUUGUAAAAAGCAUGCAUUCACAAUUACUGCUCUUACUGUUCCAUUUCCUUGUGUCAUAUGCUUGCUACUUGUAAUUUUUUUACAUAAAGACACAUAAAAAUGUAUAAUAAUUUCCUACCUUGAGUUUAGAAAAAUGUUUUCUUUUACUCUUACACAUAUUAAUACACAAUUUUCAUGAAAUCUUUCUACUUUUCUGAUCUAUAAAGCUUCCUUAUUUGAGGCUUGAUAAAUGCCCCACACAUUUUGAUUUCUUAAGUUUUAAUGGAUAUUUAUGUGCUUUGAUGGCCCAUCUUAUCUCCAAAGACUCAUUUUAAAUUGGAAAAAUCUUUUUU